Centruroides sculpturatus (bark scorpion) is the source of this 297-nucleotide messenger RNA. Its product is annotated as SAC3 domain-containing protein 1-like. Bases 10 to 270 code for a protein of 86 amino acids. Gene Ontology annotation, biological process: mRNA export from nucleus. Gene Ontology annotation, cellular component: cytoplasm; transcription export complex 2; nucleus. The transcript is spliced from 3 exons. The record is from RefSeq and is a predicted model, not a curated record. NCBI's taxonomy places the organism in Eukaryota, Metazoa, Arthropoda, Arachnida, Scorpiones, Buthidae.
GAUAGCAAAAUGGCGGCACACACGAAAGGUAGUUGUAUGGACAUGUGUCCGACGAAAGAGAGACAUUGGAGAGAAAAACAGGGUUUACUUCAUCAGUUUGAAGUAUGCAAAGGAACAGAACAUUUACAAAGGCCUAAAGCGGACAGUAAAAAAACAGUUAAAGAAUUCAAAAGAUCAGCAGCGGGUCAGAGGACACCGAAACCAGAAGACUUACGACCAUUUCCUGUACUUUUGGUGACUGUUGAUUAUUUAUUGGAAAAGUAUGGAUAAAUAUAUAUAAUACAUUGGGAGUGUUAC